CCACUAUUGAACUAGUCAGUUCACACAAAUAUCCUUUUUUAAAUCACAAUUUAGUAUGUAGAAUGAUUUUGGACAAAUAUAUCUACAUUCUGGGAAAUAUCAGAUGAAGAUAUACAAAAUAGCCUAUCUAUAACUUAUUUAGGUGCAAAAAAUCAUCAACAGGUAACAUCUGUCAACAAAUUAUUUACAUCAUAGACUAUAUUUAUAAAGAUAAGUACAUAAUUGGAGCUAAUAAAGAGGGACAGUUUUGACUUGGAUUAUAGUGGACACAGAUUCCGAUCCCCGUUGUAUAUGUGGAGGAUAGGCAGACUCAUAAGGAUCAAAAUGGAUAUAUUUUAUGUUCUUCUUUAUAUUACAGCAUUAUCUGCCAUCUACCAGGCUAAUGGUGCAGUGAUAUCUACAAGAGAGCCUGAAUCAAGGGACUAUGAUAUGGACACCAGAAUUCGAUUGACAUGCUCCAAGCCUUGUUUUCGUACUUAUGACCCUGUAUGUGGCAGUGAUGGAAUUACAUAUGGAAAUCUUUGUGAAUUCAGCAUUGAACAGUGUGUUGCAGCUUACAAGGGGAAGUACAUUUUUGUGACCCAUGUCAACCAGUGUGUGGAAUACACUACACCUAAGGAGCAGUCUACCCAAGGUGAGACAUCAGCAGCAACAUUGUGCCCUCCUGACUGUCCUAGCACCUAUAAGCCAGUAUGCGCAUCUGAUGGUAACACUUACAGAAACUUUUGCCACUUUAUCCGAGCACGAUGCAUCAUGCGAUUUAAGAAUGAGGACCUACGAUUGGUUCGUUUCCGAGCAUGUAAUCCUGCCUGCACAUUGAAAUGUUCUGAUGAGUACAUUCCUAAAUGCGCCUCUAAUGGUGUCACAUACAAGAAUCCUUGUGAGUUUAUCAAGGCAACCCGAUGUGAAGCUCGAAGCUCGGAGGAGACUGUGAUUAUUAGUCAUGAUGGGCCAUGUGUAGAUAGUGUACGAACAACACAAGUUGAGCCUACUGAAUCAGAAGAAGAUUGUGAUAGAUUCUGUAUCACUGUUUAUGAGCCAGUCUGUGGAUCUGAUGAAAAAACAUAUGGAAAUCUCUGUGAAUUUGCUGUUGGAGCUUGCAAGGCGAGAAGAGAUGGGUCCACCAUCUCAAUAGUGAAUAAUGGAGAAUGCGAUGAUGGUAAAGAGGUUGGCAUACUUGAACCAAUGGAUGGGGAUGAUAUGAGUGGAAACGGAGAAGGCAGUGGUGAUGAAAAAAACCAAGUAUGUCCAACUAUUUGUACUAGAGAAUUCAACCCUCUUUGUGCCUCAGAUGGAAAAACAUACAAUAACCCAUGUCUGCUGCGUAUAGCUGUCUGUGAGGCUACCAAAAAUGGCAUAACGGAUCUCAAGAAGGUCAAGGAUGGAGCAUGUGAUGCUGAGCCAAAGCCUAAUGAAUGCAACAAGGCUUGUACCUUUGACUAUAGGCCAGUUUGUGGGUCAGAUGGAAAAACAUAUGGUAACCAAUGUGCCUUUGAUAUCGCUCAAUGUAAUGCUGCAAACCUUGGUCAAACAUUGACAAAACUUGGUGAUGGUGAAUGCGUAUCUAUAGUAUCAACACAAGCCCCUGACAGGCCUGAUUGCAAUAAAACAGUUUGUUCUCAACAGUAUGAGCCUGUAUGUGGGUCUGAUGGAAGAACAUACUCCAAUCAAUGUACGCUGGAAGUCGCGCAGUGUGAAGCGAAAAGAGUUGGAUCAGAAUUGACUAAAAUAGGAGAUGGAGAAUGUGUCUCCAUUGCUUCUACUUCCACUGAUGCUCCAAAGGUUGUCACGACAACACUAGAUCCUGAGACAGAUUCAUGUGAGAGAGUUUGUGCGAGAAACUUUGAUCCUGUGUGUGCAUCUGAUGGAAAAACAUAUGGCAACACAUGCAUAUUUGCGAUUGGCGUCUGCCGAGCUCAGAGAGAAGGUCGUUCCCUGCGAAUCAACUAUAAGGGACAUUGCAGGGCCUAAUGACCAAGGAUAUAUGAUAAAAAGACACUUGUUAUUGAACAUUUGAGCAUCUUAGUUUAAAGGCCCCAUGCAAAUUCUUUUUUAUUGAAUACUUUUGUCAUGCCUACAAAUGUUUGAAAAGGUAUUUGACUUUUAAUUUCAAAUAUUUGAAGCACUUUUGCUAAGAGUUAAGAUUUACAUAUUGCCAAAUAUUCAUCAAUGCUUUGUAAAACAACAUUUGAAAGAUUAAGUGAAAGCUGUUUUAUUUUUAUAGCAUCGUAGUUAUGUCAAGUCACAAAGUAACACUUUAACAAAGGAUGUACACUAUUUUGAGAAAAAUUUUCAAAAAUUUAAAGAUGGCCCAAGUACUCUCUUAUAUAAUGAAAUGUUGAUUGACAAAAUGUGUUUAAGUAUACCACUUUCUAUGUACCAUUUGAUUUUGAUAGAAACUAGAAAACAUUUUGUCAUAUUUUAUGAUUUUUUAUGAUUUUGGUUCAACUUUUUAUUGUUAUUAACAAAUUUUCCUAAUCAUAGUGUGUCAGUUGUCUAUGACCCCCAAAUUCUAAAUUUUCCAUGGGACCUUUAAAUCAAAUAAGGACUUGGAUUUAUAUAAUUUAAAACUGGGACACUUAAAUACUUAAUAACAUAUAUCAUACUUACUACUGUAGUAUUUAUUACAUAUAGUCCUAUAUUUUUUAGGGGGCAUGCCCUGUAUUUUUGGCCUUGGCACAUGUGGUAUUUUCUAUGCACGAAAUGGUUAUCUUUGUGCCUAAUUUUUAAAAUGAAAUAUAAAAAAGUUGUAUAUGUAUUGCAACCAUGUUUGCUACUGUUUGAUUUGGCCAUUUUGUGUCACCUCAAAGAAAAGUGACAUAUUGUUAGAGCCUUUAACUUAUUUUGUGAUGUACAGUUGGCUUCAUUGGUCAGCCUCUUAAACAAUUUUCACAUUUUCAUACCAAUUUGCAGGUGGAGACAUUUGGCCUUGCUAUCGUUGAAUUUGCCUAAAAUGAUGCCAAAUGUACCAUGGUUACAGUAUUUCUUUGGUUUACAUCAAAAAUUUUCAAUUUGAAUAGGAUAUUGUUCAUAAGUAAAUAAAGAACUUAUUUACAAAC
Owenia fusiformis is the source of this 3059-nucleotide messenger RNA. The record is from the annotation of a GenBank genome assembly. Lineage: Eukaryota; Metazoa; Annelida; Polychaeta; Sabellida; Oweniidae.